Molecule: messenger RNA, 771 nt
Organism: Procambarus clarkii (red swamp crayfish)
Lineage: Eukaryota; Metazoa; Arthropoda; Malacostraca; Decapoda; Cambaridae
Source: RefSeq, a predicted model, not a curated record
AUGACACUGGAGACUAAUGAGGAUAAUACUGGUGAAGACAACGAGUAUGAUACUAGGUAUGACCAUGAAUAUGAUACUAGGUAUGACAAUGAGUAUGAUACUAGAGAAGACAAUGAGUAUGAUACUAGAGUAUCAAGAAUUCUCAACAAAAACACGAUCAAACUCUCAACAAAAACACGAUCAAACUCUCAACAAAAACACGAUCAAACUCUCAACAAAAACACGAUCAAACUCUCAACAAAAACACGAUCAAACUCUCAACAAAAACACGAUCAAACUCUCAACAAAAACACGAUCAAACUCUCAACAAAAACACGAUCAAAGUCUCAACAAAAACACGAUCAAACUCUCAACAAAAACACGAUCAAACUCUCAACAAAAACACGAUCAAACUCUCAACAAAAACACGAUCAAACUCUCAACAAAAACACGAUCAAACUCUCAACAAAAACACGAUCAAACUCUCAACAAAAACACGAUCAAACUCUCAACAAAAACACGAUCAAACUCUCAACAAAAACACGAUCAAACUCUCAACAAAAACACGAUCAAACUCUCAACAAAAACACGAUCAAACUCUCAACAAAUACACGAUCAAACAAAAACACGAUCAACUCUCAACAAAAACGAUCAAACUCUCAACAAAAACACGAUCAAACUCUCAACAAAUACACGAUCAAACUCUCAACAAAUACACGAUCAAACUCUCAACAAAAACACGAUCAAACUCUCAACAAAAACACUAUUAAACUCUCAAUAAAAAACAAUUAA